AUCCAGGAAGUGAUGCACGGGUUGAUGAGUGGUCCGCAGAUAAUGGCCAAAUAAACCUGACAGAACUACAGCUGUCAUGAAAAUUUAAACCAUAUUUACUGACAUCAUACGAACCUCUUUUAAUUUCGUAUUUAUCAACAGUUGAGUCGACGGCAGACUGGAUUCAUUUAUUUAAAGAGACUCGUCUGAACCGAGGAGUCGUCUGGGCGUGUUUCUGUAAGGUUAUGCGUGGACAGCUGUGCCACAACACACAUACACAAGUUUAGAUCAUUGAGUUUGAUGUGCAUGGCCCUUGGUGUGGAAGCACCAUGAGUGCGGAGCCUGAUGUCUUGGCUGUGGUGAAUCAACUAAGGGAUUUGGCUGCUGACCCCCUCAAUAGGCGAGCUAUCGUUGAAGAUCAAGGCUGCUUGCCGGGCCUCAUUCUGUUCCUUGACCACCCCAAUCCACAAGUGGUCUACUCUGCGCUAUUGGCAGUGCGUUACCUGGCAGAAUGCCGUCCCAACAGGGAGAAGAUGAUGGGCGAGCUGGGGAUGAUGCUGAGCUUGCAAAACAUCAUGCAGAAGGGGACAUCGCCGGGCGAGACCAAGCUGCUGGCAUCUGAGAUCUACGAGAUCCUGCAGAACUCCAGUAGCGCAGAGGCCGAAAAAGCUCAAGCGGCCGCCUCGUGCCGAAGAAAAGCACAGUUCUUCCUGGGAGCAACGAACAAACGGGCCAAAACAGUGGUGCUUCAAAUCAACGGGCUUGACGAUUCGACUCGUAGAAGUCUCUGUGAGGAGGCCUUGCUAAAGAUCAAAGGAGUCAUCAGCUUUACUUUCCAGAUGGCAGUGAAGAGAUGUGUGGUCAGGAUCCGUUCUGAUCUGAAGGCCGAAGCAUUGGGAACUGCUAUAGCUGCAACCAAAGUCAUGACGGCACAGCAAGUGGUGAAGGGAGAAGAUGGAGCUGAGGUUGUAAUGCCAUUCCAGGAGGACUCUGAUGUGGUUGUAGAGCAGAACACACAUUUGCCAGAUUACCUGCCGGAAGACGAGAGCCCGUCUCAGGAGCCGCACAAGGCCGUGACACGACUGGGCUCCACUCAAGACGGCGUGAGCUGGCUGAACACGGCCGCUAACUUCCUGUCACGCUCAUUUUACUGGUGACCCCCCUGCAUGCCACGCUGCCCUCAAACAAUGCCGAGCGCACUUUGCAAUAAACUUAUAACCGUGUUUCAACUUAAAAAUCAAAGUCACUACAGGCGGUACGCUCCCAAAAGUCACAUUAGCGCUGCGCACGCACCACCUGAGACCCAGAGAGCAGCCGGGAGAAGUCGAUAGAAAGCAUUUCGUUGUAUUUGCUCUCUCUUACUCACUUUUAUGUUUGCUCUGUGCACUACGGCCCGGGGUUUGAAUUUCAAAUCCUUUGUCACGUAACGGGACUGUUACUGAUAAUGUGUGUCGUAUGUUGAGGUUUUCUAAAUUUAUACAAAUUUGGGUGCUUUUUGACGUGUAGUCUAACAUCUCCUUCAUCUCAGCUGUCUUUUUAAACAUCUUUACUUUAUUGUUUGAUCGUUCUAAUAAUGUUUUACCUAUUGGCACAUUUCAAAGCAUGCUGUAUAUUUCAUUGCCUUUAUUUUCUUCUCUGUGUAUACCUCCCCCCCAUCCAUGCGUGUGGCUUUUUUUUUAGCUUGUUGUGAUUUAGUUUCUCACUUUUCCACUAAAGGUAUGAUCUCUUCUUAUUUAUGUUUUAGGUUUAGUUUAUUGUUUCUGUGCAGUAAUUAUUUAACAGUCAUACCUCCAGAAAGGGCAAGUCACCUCGAAUAUCUGUUACGUCGUGUAGUACUAACCCUCUUUGUAUGUGCCAAGCACCAGAGUACCUUCUUUACACAAGUCAAAUAUGUUGUAAAAUACACCUGGCCGCGAGAACUUAAUAUAUGGUUUUCUGUUUUGUACAGUUUUAAAAUUUAAUCAAUGCAUUGAUUUCUUUAAUAGCAAUGCUUCUGACUUUAUAUACAUUUUUCUGCAUUAUAUUCUUAAAAAGCAUAAAUCUGAACGUUGCGUUCUGGGUCUUGUAUACACAUGAUCAUUUUAAGCGUGGGGUUCACCUGCUAGCCAAAUGCACAAUUCAAUCCACAGCACCUCUGCAUGAUCACCCACCGCCUUGUACCUUUUUUCUCUUUUUGGCCAAUAGUGUCUUUUAAAGUUAGUUUAGAAAAUGACCUCACAUAUCACAUUCAGAAAGUCCGCUCAGGGAUGUGUGUAUGCUAUCCCCUAACAGAAGGUGUUGCGUGUUACUGUAUCUGGGUGGGAAUUGAUGCGUUCAGUAUAGGGUUUACCAAAGGAGCCGCACACAUCAGUAUCAAAAUAAUUUACACACUUCUGUCCAAUAUAUGUCUGAUAUUAACUCAUGAUUUACUGAAAUCUUCACCUGAUGAUGAAAACCGUCAUCGAGUUGUUUGCCCUUUCAUAUUCCUGCUCUGCUAAAAUAAUUUGAACAUGUGUAUUUAAAGAGACGGUUUACCCAAAAAUAAAAAUUGUGAUAAACCCAUAUGACUUAACACAAAAGUGCAGGAAGACCAAUGUGAUCUGUGCUCACCAUUCACUUUUAAUUCCACAUAACAUGGUAAAUGAUAUGGCUUUGAAAUGAUACAAGGGUGUGUAAAUAAAAAUUUCAUUUUUACGUGAACUGUCCCUUUCUUUUAGGAAUGCUUUAAAAACUGUAUAAUAUUGUUUAAUUCACUUAUGUCCAUUUAAACUGAUAUGUUCAGAAAGGCAGCAGCAUUAGUGUACAGAAUUGCAUCACCGGACUCAUGGCAUGUUUUUAUUUAGGUCUAAGAGGGGCCAUCAGUAUUAUAUUUAUGAGAAAAAUGUUUAAUGGUAUUGAAAUCUGCAUUUUCUGUAUAUAUUCUUUCUUGUACUGUACAUCAUCCUUCAUUACAUUAUUUCAAGGGAAUGUUCACUGGUACCCCACGAUUCACAACCGGAGCCCAUUGUAGAUUUUAGUAGCUUCUCAUGUACUGUGCAUAUUAGCUGUUAUAUACAAUUUUAGGACGCACAAUUCUUGGCUGUUCACAGUAAUGACAAGGAUUAUUAAAACAUUAAAUAAAUUUGGUUUGUUGUGUUU
Messenger RNA from Paramisgurnus dabryanus, 3096 nucleotides. RefSeq names its product armadillo repeat containing 1 (gene armc1). The record is from RefSeq and is a predicted model, not a curated record. Lineage: Eukaryota; Metazoa; Chordata; Actinopteri; Cypriniformes; Cobitidae. Gene Ontology annotation, molecular function: metal ion binding; protein binding.